UACUCCACUUUUACUAGCGUGAAUGCCAUGUGGGAGACAGGAUGUUGUCCAUAUCGAUUUUUGUGUACAUUUGACGCAAUUUGUUUCGUUUAUUCUUCAUGAAUCAUUGUACCCAUGUUGUUUUGUUUGACUCUGCUGUGUACGUGUGUUAAUUGUGACAUUGCUUGUUUUUAUUGCAUUGGAGCUAAUGAGAGGAGUAUGUCAGACGGGGAAGCAUUAAAUACACGGGACUGAAACUGUAUAAGAAGCGCUAUAAAGGUGAAUCUUAAGCUGGUGGAUACCACACAAGAUGGAAACUGAAAUUCCUUCCGAAAAACAAAGUCAAGAUAAACUGAUUAUCAAUGGAUGCAGCAGUAAUGUGGAAAACAGAGUCAAGGUUGUCACUGAUGUUGUAGUACCAGCUAAGACACUGAACAAGGAAACACUGACACCAUGGAGUGACGUGGAAGGCUUCCAACCUAAGAUAGCCUCCGCUAAGGACAGUAACAAGUUCAAAAUGGAAUCCACCGAUUUGAAUGAAGUUUCGAGUAUGCAGGAUUCGAACCCGUCCCCAUGGGGAAAUGUGGACAACACCAAUGAUGAUAUAGCUCACUCCACCAAUGGGAAUGGUCCUGAGUGGAGUGUAACUCACAGCAGUUCUGAUUGGCCAGCAGUGUCCAAUGGCGACGUAGGUACCUCUUUAGAAGAUCAGACCAAAGAUGCAAAACUUGUAUGGGGUGAUGUCCAGAAUGGUGAACAGCAAGCAUCACAUAUUGAAGACGCAGAUCUCCAAAUACACUCAGCUGAUGCAGGGAAAAGUCAAGCAACGCAAGACGGUUCCUUUGCCAAUCCAUUUGCUCAAGAUAGUGGAUUUGUGGACAACUUUUGUGAGAUGUUGGAGACCGAUUUGAUAUUCAAGUCAGGACUGGUUGACGAGGAGUUCAAAACAAUUUGUGUAACUGCCGAGGAGGAUGAUCUAUGGUCAUCGUCGUUUACAGCCCCAGCUGAUCAGUCAGUUAGCUCACCAUCAUGGGACCCAUUCUCGUCCAAUCAGAAUCCAGCAUUGACAGAGCCAGUACCAGCAAUGCAGACCUCACCGGAUGAUCAAACGUCUGUGGAUGAAAUAACUUUGAAACUAAGUAAUGAUGUGGCUGAACCUUCAUGCAGCGAUCUCAGGGAGCAACCAAUGCAAGUACCGGUAACAAGUAUUCCACAACCAAAGACCACUCAGUAUUCCACUUCAAUAGUACUACCUCAAGAUACCAGCCAACAGAGUACCACCACACUCUCCACCAAUCACAGUGCUCAUCAACAUCACAUUCCAGCCAAUAGGGAUCAAGCAUUGGGUUCAAAACCCAAGACUAAUUUGAACAUUGGACAAAUGUUGCAAAACACAGCGUUCAAAGAGGUGAUUUUGGAUGAAUCGUGGAUGUCAGAAACUGACUGUCUAGAGACAAAGGCUUUUACUGUUGAUCUGAAUCAAAGAUCUACCAAGAAGGACGCUGAAGAACCAACCACAACCAGCAUGAACACCAUGGACCUCCUCUCAGACCAACCCAUCGGGAGUGGGGACAGCUCAGCUGAUGUUGCCAUGACCUCCUCAAAUGGACAACCUGAGCUGUGGAUGGCCUCCAAUGGAGAGAGCCUCAAGACACCAGCAGAUAUCAAUGCUAAUAUGGAGCAACAUGGCCAAGUGCAAACUGACAAUCUUCUUGAUUUUGGAGAUGCCAAGAUGGUGGUUGCACCUCCUCCAGAGUUUGAUAACAACUUUGACUUUGUGCCGAACAGUGUCGAGAUUAAUAACACACAUGAUGCCUCAGUGUCUUUGAGCGGAGACCAGAGUAAUGGUGACUUGCUAGCAUUUCUUGGUUCACCCCAAGAUGUUGUGGUGGUGGAGACGGGGAAUAAGCCAACGACGAGGGUAAGAACCCCCAGUGACCUUGACGCCUUCUUGAAUGAGUUGGGAGAUGGAACCACAAUUGAUGAUGAGGAAGAUGCCUCAAUGAACAGUGGAGAAGACACAAACAUCUCGGAGCAGGAUCUUAAAUACUCCAGGAAGCUCGAAGAAGAAAAUUUCUCGGAAAAUCCAUCGGAAGAUAAUGCAAAAUCAAUCGAAAUGGCAGAAGAGGAAAUAUUAGUUGACACUAGCGUCUUGGCGCAAGAAAGUGUUCCUGCAGAAGAGGUGGUUGACUUGAGUGAGCUUGAAGGAGAAAGUUUCCCCGUAAAUCCAUCCGAACAAUGUUUAAUUUUGAACAAAAUGGCAGAAGAAGACACAUUAGUAGACAGUAGCGUCUUGAUGCAAGAAAGUGUUCCUGCAGAAGAAGUAGUUGACAGAAGUGCCAUGAUGCAGGAAAAUUUACAGGAACUGUCCAACGAUAUUAACGGACUUCUUUCUAUCGCAAGUGAAAGUGAAGAAGCCAGUAUGGCUAAUAUCACCCAAAACAGUGAAGAUUCUGAAGAUGUUACAAAUGAUAAUAAGGAUCACAUGGAAACUGAGACUAAAGUGAGUGUGACAAGCAUUAAGCUAGAUCUGACGGCUAAGCGGCGAAGCUUUUUUGGAGAUGAAGAUGUCCCUUCAGACCUCGUGUUUCAGCCGCAGAUCUCUAAUGCAUCUGCAGUUGUGUCACCCACAUCAGUCAAUCUCUCCUCUGCCCUACCAACAGUGCCUGUUCUUCCCAAAGUGCAAACUACUUACCAGCGUCCAGAGACCAAAUAUGAGACCAAGCCAAGAGCCGCAACAGACAGUUUUGUUUCUUCACAUGCCCUUCUUGGCCUUGGUGGCGAUCAAGUUGUCCUAACUGACACAAAACCACGGAGUGUGAGUGGACCUCCACCAAGUAGUCUUGUUUCUGAAGGUAUCUCCAACCUCAGAAAACAUGAUCCUAGUGUCUCUGUUAAGUCAGAUAAGUUUAUUCGUGCAUUGUACGGGCCAAAACCUGGCUCAAAGUCUUCCGAGCUUGUAGAUGAGGAUGGCAAGACGCUGUUUGAGUAUGAGAAGGAGAGACGAGACGUCUUGGACGCCAUGAAGGUCAAGAGGAAGAAGAAAGUUAGUUGGCAGAAAGACAGCCUCUCAGAAGAUCUCACCUCACCGGAGAGCGAAGAGCCAUCGUCACCGAUUGCUAAAACUGAAAUACCAGUACCAAGUCCACGCACCACAAGCUUAAUCCAUCAAGAUGCCACUGCUGAUUCAGAAUUCAGUGAGACUGCACCGACACCAGAACCUGAAACAGUCACAUCUAUCAUACCUCUAGUUGAGAACCCACAAUUGCCCUCAAAUGGAGAUGUCUUAGAAGGUGAACAUCAGACAGUCUGUUUGGAAUCACCUUGUCUAACUGUGGAAGUUGAUCCAGUUGAUAAAAGACCUUCUACAGAAGAAGAGGCUGUUGUUACCUCUCCUAGGAAAACUGAUGAAAUUUUUAAUCUCAAUAGCGAGAAGGAAACUGUCACAUCUGCUCUAAGUGUACAACCCGCUGAGGUUUCAGAAACAUUACCAGAACAGACAGCAGAAAACACAAAUGUCGCUGAGGUGAAAGAGGAAGUGACUCCUAUAGACCUUGGGAAGAUGCGCAGCCUCUGGGAGCAGAAACUCACCACUGCAUCAGGACAAAAUGCAGAAACUCAACAGCUGAAGAAGAAUGUCAAACCAAGGAGGAUGUUCUCCUUUGAGGCUAAGGCCAAAGAAGCUGCUUCCCAUGAAGAGAAACUGCAGAAGGAGAAGAAGGAGAAGGCUAAGUUGAUGAUAGAGAUUCCGGCUGAACCAGAUAUCAUGGACACAAUGCCUAAAGAUCCAGAUGAUGACUUUGAUCGUAGCGACUCUUACAGCUAUGAUGUCACUCCCACACGCAAGGUUGAAAUUCAAAGUCACUGGGCCAAAUCAGAGAGUGUUAUAGAACGAGACAUUCGACUGCAGAAAGAACGUGAGCAAGAGCUUCUGAAAGAAGGGCUUCUUAAACAUAAAACUGAACAGUCACCAGUUGUGAAGUUAGAGAUACAAAAUAAAAGUGAUAAGGAAGCGGUCUCUGUUCAUGAGACGAUAGUUGAGCGGGAAGUUCGCCUUCAAAGAGAGAGAGAUGAGAAUGAUGCUAAGGAACGGAAAAUGAUAAGGCAAAUGUCAUCGAGCAGACAGUCAAGCCUUAUUAGCCCUUGUGCCCCAUCGGAAAAACCUGUCUCCACAAGUCCUACAUUAAUUCAGCAAAAAAACAUUGCCACCACAGUAAAGCCUGCCGAGCCUGAAAUCUGUCGGCAACAAUCACAGCAGCAAGAAGCUGCACCUCAAGAACUCUUAAUGGGAAGUCCCGAGUUGGAGGUGAUAAUAAGAGACAAGGAGGACCAAAGCAAACCACAUAAUGUCACUGAAGAGAAGUCUAUCAUUAGAAGAGAGUCUAUAGUGCAACGGGAAAUCCGUUUACAGAAAGAGCGCGAUGAAGCCAAUGUGCUUGAGCGUCAGAAAGCGUUGCAAGAGACCCAAGUGAAACACGCCAGUAUCGACAGCCCCCUCAGCUCAUCUGGGCGUUCAACUCCGAAAGUCCCUCAAAGUCCUGUCAAACAGAGUGCUACAUUCACACCCAUCAAACUAGUCUCACCACAAGUGGACCCCAAGUCACCUGAAGUUCCUCUAAAUGUAUCCGCAAAGACACCACAAAAGUCGUCACCCUCCGUGAAAUUCGGUCUCCAAACAGGUUCCUCUGAUCCAUACAAAAGCUACAGAGAGUACCAGAACAUGCUCAGAGGAAGGAGGUCCAAUGAAAAGCAUGGAGAAAAAGCUGGCCCGAUGAAGGCAACAGAGGGCAGCGUUUCCAUUGGACAGUCACCAGUUAGCUUCAGAGAGAGUCUUAUGAAUAAGUCAGCCCAAGCAAGACCACCUUCUCCCCUCCUUCAGAGACCCGCCUCCCCAGUCCAAUUCCAACCUGCUUCCCCUGUAAUGAAACAAGAAGAGCCAAGAGAAAAGGACACCGUUGCCCCACCACAGAGUAAAGCAGAGACCCCAGUUCAGCGCGAAAUACGGCUAGCCAAAGAGAGAGAGGCGGACCAUGAGAGAGAAAGCUUAGCGUCCACCCACAUUUCCUCACCGAAGAGGGGCCCAACACCCCUAAAAGCUGUCCACACUCCAGCGUUUGCUGACGACAUUCCUAACGUGGUCAUUGUGGAAAAGUCAGAUGUAACUGAGAUGUCAAAGGUCACCACCGAGAGUCCAAAGGUCACAGAUUCAAUGACCUUACUGGAGAAGGAGGUUGUUGUUAUGCGGAGGAAGAAGGAGACUCCGAUGGAGAGAGAUAUUCGGUUAGCGGAGGAGAGGGAAAUGGUGCUGAGGAAAGAAAGAGGUCUCUUCCUAAAACCCGCCCUUAAACUCAACACCACCGAAGUGCGAUCCACCAAACCCACUAAAUCAAACAAUGGCCCCUCCAAAAUAGGCCCUAAGACCUCAGGUUGGGGCACUCUCUUCAGACCAACGAACAACUUUUUCAUUGAAAAGGAACUCCGGGCAGAGCGGGAGCGUGAACUUGCCCUAAAGGGUGAGGGGGUCAUAAAAUCCCUGUCUGAAAGUGAGGAUAAAGGCACAACAGAUGAAGAAGCAACUCUAAGUCCCGUAAAGAAGAUCAGAGGCCCUCAAUCGGAGUCCCUCAUAGAGCGGGAAAUCCGUCGACAACAGGAGAAGGAACAAGAGUUUAGACGAGAGAAAGGGCUCGUUUCUUCUAGUGCAGCAGAGGCAUUGACAAACACAGAGACGGAAGGGGUGACAGACGCAGGGGAACAAGUAGAAAUUGCCAAAGAUCAAGAAACAGCAAAGAAAGAGGUAACACCUGCAAAGUAUCGCCCACAGAGAAGAAGUCUCGUCUUAGCCCAGCAGUGGGAGCAGAUGUUCAAGUAGCCACACCCAAACCAUGCCCUGAAGACGUCCUUUGCAACUCCCUUCCCUGUAAAAUAAUAGAACGACUUAAUACUAAUAUCAUGUGUGCGGUGCCGCUUAAGUUAACAGUGUUUGGUUGAGAUUUUAAACAGGUAUUCAUUGAGUUUCUCUAUGGAGUUUCUGUCUGAGGAACGUUGAUGGUUCCAAAUCAAGUAUUUCAAUUGACUUUGUGAUUAGAAGCCAAGUCCCUUUUGGUGUUUGACCUAAGCACACGGCCGAGUGCGUUUCAUUCAUAGUCAAUCACAGUCAAUUAAGAAAUAAAGCCCUGGUGUCUACAUUAGACUCUUGGGUAAGAACCACAACAGAGUUGUUUAUUUUGGAAGCCAACUUUCAGCCAUGUGGACGAAAAUAGUCAGGCUGUUUUUGUGCUUCAUGUAUGAAAAAACCCAAAGACAGCACUAAAUGAGAAAAAAAUAUCAAUUUUGUAUUAACGUUAACCCGUUUACAAUGAGUUAAACUCAUUGAAAAAUGUAACAUUUAUGUACUAUUAUUGUAUCUGCAAAAGCUCUGUAUAGCUAUCUUGUGUUCAUUAAGCAUUAAUAUAAAAAGCACUAAGCACUGUUUGGCAAUGGUGAAGUACUUGUAUGGGCAACUUUGGGGUCGCUGACAAAAAAAAUUGUUCUCGACACAUGCAAGAGGAAAAAGGGCCUCGGAGUUGCGAUAUGGUAAAAAGAUUAAUUUUUUUAAAUGUCAUGACGAACGUGUGCUCUUGAAACAUUAAUUAUAUUGUAUAGAAUGACGCAUAAAAUGCAGCCAAUCUGCCUUGACAGUUAACUGCACUAGUACAUCAAGAAUGUAUGCAAGCUUAUAUUUGUAUAUAUUUGUCUUUUCUAAAAUGCCUAGGAGAAUUGUUUAUAUUUAUAAAAUUGUUUGCGUAAUAUGCUUAAGUUUGUACUUCACUGUUAACUAAUAAUGUAGCUGACUGAUUCAGGCUUUAGAUUUGUCAAAAUUUGUCUUUCCUUAUUUUAGGAUUGUUCGCUGAUCUCCUUGCAUCUUCAGAUGUUUUUGAAAGAGGCACAAUUUCAUUUGCCCAAUAAGCACAGAAAGAAACUAAGCACAAACAAAAAUGGCUUACCAGAUUAAGUUUACCAGCUAAAAUACAAUGUCACAUGUACUGUCUUUGACUAGUUUCCUGCCCAGUUUGCUAAGCAGAAAAUUGGUCCUGGGCCAACUGUCUGGAACUGUUUUUCAGUGAGCAGGAAUGAGUCUGAAUGUAUGUUUGUUUUUACAGCUUUACUAUGGCUUGAAAUAUAUUCAUGUUGAUCCAGUAUAAAUAAUUUCUCUGAAAAUUAGACGUGACCAUUUGAGGUAUGAAUUCAGACGUACAUUUGUAAAGAGUUUACUAACUAUUGUAACUGCUUACAUGCUAAGCAAAGACUAGAGAAACAGAGGCUUGGUAGUCAUCAUUUUAAAAUCAUUUCUUAUCAUACUCAUGUGCCAUCUUUGCUGUGCUUCCAGAUAUUCAAAUUACUUCAGUCGCUAAAUUUUUUCUCAAGUUUCAGCUCAGUUGUUUUCAUAAUAAUUACAAUAACUGUUGUGCGCCAUCUUGCUGUCAGAAAAAACACUCCAUGCGCAUGUUACUUAAAGCCAGCCAGGACUGAAUAAACAAGUUUUCAAGUUAGGUUUAAAGCUGGGAGAGAGUCUACUAGUCUGAGGUUCAGUGAUAGUGCUUUAAGAUCAUGAUUUGAAGAUUUAUCUGCAGAUGAGGAUUCAACCUGCCUCUAGCCACCCCAUUAGUCUAGUGGUAAGACACCUGUUUCAGCAAUGUUAAGGUGUGGGUUCGAAUCCCACCGGAGUGAUUUGCCUGUGUAUUCAUUUCACAGAACUCGGAAAAGCACUUAGUGUACAUUGCUUUAUAUAUUCGGUAAAAACCAAAUUAUAUAGAUUUGCAGAUUAUUAAACUGUGUCACGUUAAAUAUAUUUCAUAUAUUUUUUCGAGAUGAGUAUUUGAAAAUUAACCAAAGUUGUCUACAAUUGUAUGGUGUGUUAAUUAUGUAAACUGUUAUUAUUAAAUGUUGUGGUUUAUGUGUACUACCGGUACAUGUAUACGAUGAAAGAGUACCUAACAAAAUAGCAUUAUAAAUUUGAUUUAAGUAUUUUACAAUAGUUAGCAAUAACAUUGCAAAUAUUGUCUACUUAUGUAUUGGGGUGUGUAGUUUAAUCUUGUGUGUGUGUGUGUUUAAAACUAGAUCAUUAUAUCAUUUUGCUUAAUGGUUAUUUCCUCAUUUAAUGACAAAAAAGCACCAAAUGGUUUGUACUUAAGUGGAGCCUGGAACAAUUUUCUAAAAGAAGCAGCGACAUUAAGACCUAGAUUUGAUACUUUUGAAGCUAAGUCUUUGACAUUGUAGAGUGUUUUGACUUGUGUAUGAAUGUAUUCAGCAUUUGAUGAUGAUUGUGAAACUUAACAGUUUUUAUUCAAGGCUGUCCACUAUUGUACACUGAUGAUGAUAAAGCAGAUUAUAUUUUUCAUAUUAACAAGUGCUUAACACACAUUGGUGUGUAGGUGAAAUCAAAUGAUAUUCUUUUCCCCAAUGCAACAUUUUUUUCUAUUAUUUCCUUCCUGUACAUGUAUCUGUAUUGUUAAUUCACCAUGCAAACACCCAUACUAUGACAAGUACUUAUUCUGAACAUCCAUAUUUUAAUCAUCAUAAUAAUAAUAAUAUGCAGAUUGUAUGCAUCACCUUGUGCCUAUUUAUUACCAGAAUGUGAUUCAUGUUUGAGUUGAAUUUUACAGGGAUGAAAUUUUAUCUGAUUUUAGACUUUUUAUGUCUGCCUGGUGUAGAAGAUCAGCCUAUAUUUUUCCCACAUAAAGAAAUCCUGUUCUUUGAUCUACUUCUCCUGUGCAUAGUAAACUGUUCUUAAAGCUCUGUGAAUUAUAAUUUUAUAAUUCACAUGGGUAUACCAAAAUGUGGAAAUGUCAUCAUUUCAACAUAUUUCAUAUCUCAAUUUGGAUCCUUGUUGCAGAUGUUUUUUUAUCAGCAAUGACUGUCACCCCUGUAUAUAUACAGUUUGGGUACAAGACUAACAGGAAGGGCAGGUCCACAUGAGCAAAGAAGUCAGAUACUUGUUUAGUAUUUUCCAUCUAAUACAAAUCAGCAACGAAAUACAGUGUACCAUGUGAACUAGGUCCAACUUCAUUAAGCAAACACAGACAAAUUUUGCUUAGUUCAAACAGGUUAUAAAUUAUACCAGCCAAAAUUCCAUAGAAUUUACAUUGAUGCAACUGGUGCCAAACGAAAACAAAUCUUUAGGCAAAGAGAUUUGCCAAGCAAUAGUAUCUGCUUAACAGCUUUGUGAAAGUGGGCCCUGAGCUCAAUUUCGCAGAAAAGCACAUGUAAAGCACAUGGUUCUUUAGGCAGUAAGCGCAGCAUUUUGUGGUAAGCAGGCCAUGGAAUCGGGCUCUGUUCUCUCCUCACUUGUUGCUCCAGUGGAAAGACCAUGGCUUAUGGGUUAAUAUUAUAUUCCACCCAAUUAUAGUAUUCUUUUAUUGAAAACUGUUUUUUUUUUGCCACACUUAAUUGGUGUAAGGGUAGGCCUACAACCUAAAAUUAUUUAGUCUAUACAUGUACACAUUGGAGGUAGGAUUUAACCCACUGUGCUGACCCAGGUGAACAGACAAGUGGGAUGCUUGUUUUUCAAUUAUUAAAAAAACACACAGAAAAACACCAGUGGCUUCAAAUUGUUUUGGAUCUUGGGUGAAUUUGUACUCGGAAGGUCUAAAGGGGCAUUGGGACAACAUGUAAGUUCAUAAUUGGGACUUGUAUAGCCUAUACUGAGGUCGUAUAGCUCAUAAUGUGGACCAGUAGCUCAUAACCUAUAGAAUUAAGCCAUAACUGUGACUUAAUGGUAAUCAUGAAUAUGAUUUAGCAAAUGUGAAUUAUGACUAUUGCCAAUUAUAGGUCAUAUGAGAUAUCAUAGCCAUAAUUAUGUAUUGUACAAGUUAUACUUUCAUUUUAGUUCUCUCCAAAUUUUUGCAAAAUGGAAAACAAGGGGAAAAUGUCUUGCAAGCUUGAAAAGAAUGAGGGUCAUUCCAUGUCAGACCAACGUACUUUUUUACCUCAUGUCUUCCGAUUUUGAUAAAAAUU
This is a messenger RNA of Asterias rubens (European starfish), 9972 nucleotides long. RefSeq lists its product as uncharacterized. Bases 290 to 5848 code for a protein of 1852 amino acids. The record is from RefSeq and is a predicted model, not a curated record. Lineage: Eukaryota; Metazoa; Echinodermata; Asteroidea; Forcipulatida; Asteriidae. The transcript is spliced from 9 exons.